Molecule: messenger RNA, 1466 nt
Organism: Tupaia belangeri chinensis (Chinese tree shrew)
Lineage: Eukaryota; Metazoa; Chordata; Mammalia; Scandentia; Tupaiidae
Gene: SYNC
Product: syncoilin, intermediate filament protein
Exons: 5
Coding region: 1-1383 (460 amino acids)
Biological process (GO): intermediate filament-based process
Cellular component (GO): neuromuscular junction; cytosol; intermediate filament
Source: RefSeq, a predicted model, not a curated record
AUGGACUGCAGGGAAAUCCAUAAAGGGAAGCAAGUGGACAGGGAAGCAAGAGCAGAGGCUGGUCCUCUUCAAGAGAACCUCGAAUCCCUGAACAGGACCGAGACCCUGAACCCAGAAAUCACUCUGUCUUUGGAGGGAACCGUGAACCUGGAGGACAUUCUCUACUUGGGAGACGCAGACGACCUUGAGAUCCUCCACGUGGAAGAGACCGAGAAGCCAGAGGAGACGCUGUACAUCGAGGAGACUGGGCAGCCUGUCACGGCACUGGAUGUGGGUGACCCGGGAGGUCUGCAGGGGACAGGGGCCAUGGGGGAGCCAGGAAGGCCCCCCAGCCCAGAGCAGAUUGUCAGUGGGGCAGGAAUGGUCCCAGGGCCCGAGAAGUCUAGCCCCAAAGAGGGUCCCCAAGCAGAGCCCAGCCCCAGCUCAGAGGAGGCCCUAAGCAUCGAGGCCCUGGAACUGCUGGAGGGGCGCUUCCAGCAGUGUGUCCGGGCCGUGGCCCAGCUGGAGGAGGAGCGGGACCAGCUCGUGCAUGAGCUGGUGGUCCUGAGGGAGCCGGCCCUGCAGGAGGUGCAGCAGGUGCACCAGGACAUCCUGGCGGCCUACAAACUGCACGCCCAGGCCGAGCUGGAGCGGGACGGGCUCAGGGAGGAGGUCCGGCUGGUCAAGCAGCGGCUGUUCAAGGUGACACAGGAGUGCGUGGCCUACCAGUACCAGCUGGAGUGCCGCCAGCAGGACGUGGCCCAGUGGGCCGAUCUCCGGGACGUGCUGACCACCCGGGCAGCCCAGCUCUCGCAGGAGCUGGCCCAGCUCCGGGACGCCUGUCAGAAGCAGAAGGAGCAGCUGCGGCAGCGACUAGAAGCGCCCCCCAGCCAGGGGGACGGGCACUUUCUCCAGGAGAGCCGGCGGCUCUCGGCCCAGUUUGAGAACCUCAUGGCAGAGAGCCGCCAGGGCCUGGAGGAGGAGUAUGAACCUCAGCUGCUGCGGCUCCUGGAGAGGAAGGAGGCCGGAACCAAGGCUCUGCAGAAAGUCCAGGCCGAGAUCCAGGAGAUGAAAGAGGCUCUGAGACCCCUGCAGGCAGAGGCCCGGCAGCUCCACCUGCAGAACAGGAACCUGGAGGACCAGAUCACACUCCUGAGGCAGAAACGCGACGAAGAAGUGCAGCAGUACAGGGAGCAGCUGGAGGAGAUGGAAGAACGCCAGAGGCAGUUAAGAAGCGGGGUGCAACUCCAGCAACAGAAGAACAGAGAGAUGGAGCAGCUAAGGAUCAGUCUUACUGAAGAGCUCUCCACUUACAAGGCUAUGCUACCCAAGAGCCUGGAACAAGCCGAUGUUCCCACAGCUCAGGCAGGUGGAAUCAAGACACAGUCUCAAGGGGCUGUUUAGAAAAGUAUGGCCGAAUCUGUAACCCAGAAACAAAAACCACUUCAUAGCAAAGGAGUGUUAAAUAUUCUUUGGACAUUUUUCCC